CACUUCACUAUAAUACAACUCUUAGAUCCAUGCUCAACAUAAGUAUACUAUAUACGCGGAAGCUGUCCAAGAACAAAAGAAAGAAGAAGAAGAAAAAACGUGCACACUUGACAAUUUAAUCAGAUACAAAAUGAUGCAGAUUCCCCCAUUAGACAGCGCAAAGAAGAUUUAGAUCCGCCCCCGCUGAGUCAGCCAGAUGCUACACAGGAACUGAGCCUGUAGAUAAGAACGGAACCAAUCAAAAACUUUGUAUCAGAAACAGAUUCCUUAAGUUUGCCAUCGUUAAAAGUUGCUCAACAUAUUUCAAUUCCAUGCCCUGCAAAAGAAUGUGCCCCCGCCAUGGGUCCUUCGUAUGCUACCUGAAGUUUGCGGUGAUUGCUCUCUCCACAAUUGUGCUUAUAUCCACCAUAGAUUUCAUCAACACGACGUUCCGCCAGCGUUCGAUAAGUUCUGUAAUAGCCAGGUCGUGGCACGCCAGGACCCCGUAUCUUGUGGACACGUCUGCUUGUAAGAUUCCAAACAUCGACCCAUUCGACCCGUCCAUCGCACACUUCAUCAAACCUCAACGCAAACCUGUCAUGUGCAAUAAAAGACCGCCAUUUACAUUUGAAAACGGGACCAAGUUGCAAAUUAACUGGACAGCAGUCAGCCAAUCAAAAUGGAACGGUCAGUUUGGUUACUGUAAAAUUCAACCUAUUUAUAGACCGCCGAAUAACCAUGACAACAAUUAUUUUACAUAUUUGGAGAUCAGUGAUGAGUUCAAUGAUACCAUUGAAAUGAAACACGAGUUCGUCAGAGUUUUAUGUUACAACAGUAAUCAUGGGAAAAUUCACACAAACUUUCAUCAGUUUAUUUUACCAAAACCCGAUGUAGACGAAAGGUGUUCACUCGCAUUUGUGAAACACAAAGACAGCCCUAACGUUAGAGAAACUCUAAAUGUUGUCAUGAUUGGGGUGGAUUCCAUUUCAAGACUGAAUUCGCAAAGGUACCUGAAACACAUGCGUAAUUAUCUAUUGAAAGAACUAGGUGCAUUUGAGAUGACCGGAUACAACAAAGUAGCAGACAAUACUUUUGUGAACAUUGUACCUAUGACCAUGGGAAAAUUCUUGGAGGAAGUGCCCUGGAAUGAAAGCAUGAGUAAAAUUCCAUUUGACGAUUACGAUUUCAUUUGGAAACAAUUUGCUUCAAAAGGAUAUCGGACUCUUUACGCAGAGGACGCGCCAGAAAUCGCCAUCUUUGAUUAUUUAAAAUCCGGAUUUCACCGGCCCCCAGCGGAUUACUUUAACCGACAUUUUUCAUUGGCUAUGACGACGGACAAGAGUGUUUGGUAUGACAAUCAUAACUGCGUAACAGACAGACUGGAAACCGACAUUAUUCUCAGCUACAUUUACAACUUCAUUGACAUGUACAAAUACUCUCCAUAUUUCGCAUUCUCAUUUAUCACAGGUUUAACACAUGAUUUUCUGAGCAGUGCUGGAUAUGCAGAUGUUCCAUAUUUAGAAUUUCUGAAGAAAUUAAGAGAAAACGAACAGCUAAAUAAUACAGUGUUGAUCUUGUAUAGUGACCACGGAAUGCGUUUUGGCAAAAUGCGCGAAUCCUACAUUGGUAAGAUGGAGGAGCGCUUACCUUUUCUUUUCUUUGUUUUUCCGCAAUGGUUUCUUGCUAAAUACCCGGAUUAUGCAGAAAAUCUUCAAACGAAUACUCGGAGGCUAACGACACCUUUUGACAUUUAUGAAACUCUUUCCGAUAUUCUUUAUUUUAACGAAUUCAUACCAGUUAGAAGGGGGCUUAAAAACAGAGGCAUCAGUCUUUUCCGAGAAAUUCCUGAGGACAGAGGAUGCGAGGAAGCUGGAAUACUUCCGCACUGGUGCACAUGCGCCGAAUUUCAAACGCUGUCACCGACUAACGAAAUCGUACAAAAAGUAGCCAACAACAUGAUAAAGGAAAUCAACAUCCAACUAAAUGAAGUGUCUAAAAGAUGCGCAUUUCUAAGAUUAGGAAAAAUUAAAAAUGCCAUUAAACUUCUUCCAUCUGAAAAGGUUUUAAGAUUUGAAGAAAGUAAGAAUGACGUCAUCAACAGAUUUGUAAAAUAUGGAGACCGCUCCAAAGCACAGGUGAAUUAUCAGCUGACGUUGAGCACUGUUCCCGGUAACGCGCUGUUUGAGGCUACCAUGCAAUUUGAUGAGAGAGACGACUCGUACAAGAUGGUCAGCGAUAUUAGUAGAAUCAACGAAUAUGGCCAUCAGGGUGAUUGCAUAGACGUCCACAAACUGAGAAAAUUCUGCUACUGUAAAUCGUGAUGUGCUGAUAUUGAAUAAAUGUAAACACAUUUAUUUUUCUCCCAUUUUGAAGACGUACAUUUAAUUGGUAUGUUAACAGUUGCCUCUCUUGGUUUGUGAUGAGUUCGAUUCAAGAUCAGUGGACGAAAUUGAAACGGAUUAAAAGGCAAAAUUAUGUUGAUUGACCAAACAAAACUUUGUUGUAGAGAGAUGUGAAAAGAGUAUGCAUUUUUGUUUAUAUGCCAUUGAUUUCUACAUCAAUAUCCAAUAAAAAGUAUAGGAAGAGGGAACGUGGCAAACGUUCAACAAUACUGACUGGUACACAACCAAUUUUCACUUUUUGACCGAAUUUUAUUUUUUAUAUCUUUAUAUUUGACCUACUCCUAAUUAAUAAAAAAUGGAAGGAAUCUCUGUAUUGCUUGAUUAUAGAUUGUUGGCAAACAUUUACAAAUUUUAUAUAUUUUGUAAAGCAGAGUUUUUGAAAACGUAUGCAUGUAUUCGUAGGCAAUAAUUUGCCAUUAUAUCUUUGAUGAACAUUCGAUUUCAUGGAUCCGCUCAACAACAUAAAUCAAGAAAUUAGUUAUCAAUACCACAACUUAUUGCAAUAUAGUAGGAUGAAUGUCAUUCUGUUUAAAAUCUAAUGCUGUACUGGCUUCGCUAGAGAAAAGA
Molecule: messenger RNA, 2948 nt
Organism: Magallana angulata
Lineage: Eukaryota; Metazoa; Mollusca; Bivalvia; Ostreida; Ostreidae
Exons: 2
Coding region: 312-2300 (662 amino acids)
Source: RefSeq, a predicted model, not a curated record